AUGGCUACAACCACCUCGAUCCCCCCUCUGCCAGCCUUCCAAUCUCUCAAGCCCCCACCCGCCCUCACUCCCUCCAUCCAAGCCCUCACCUCAACCCUCGGUUCCCUCUACCGCCUCACCAUCUCGCACACCUCGCGCCAGUUCGUAGGGACGUUCGUCUGCGUCGAUCCGCAGGGGAAUAUCGUGCUGGACCAAGCUGUCGAGUACGAGCUGGAUGAGCAGGGAAGCGUGAGGGGAGAGGGGAGGAAAGUGGGAUUGGUGAUGGUCCCGAGGAAGUGGUGGACUAGGGUUGAGAGGAUGCGGACGGAGGAGGAGCUCGAGGUGGAGUGGGCUGCCGGGGAGGAAGAGCGGAGAAAGGAGCUGCAGCAGGAGGGGUGUAGGCCGUCGUGA
Molecule: messenger RNA, 390 nt
Organism: Rhodotorula toruloides NP11
Lineage: Eukaryota; Fungi; Basidiomycota; Microbotryomycetes; Sporidiobolales; Sporidiobolaceae
Product: Like-Sm ribonucleoprotein (LSM)-related domain protein
Exons: 1
Coding region: 1-390 (129 amino acids)
Cellular component (GO): NatC complex
Source: RefSeq, a predicted model, not a curated record